This is a messenger RNA of Phalaenopsis equestris, 501 nucleotides long. RefSeq lists its product as uncharacterized. NCBI's taxonomy places the organism in Eukaryota, Viridiplantae, Streptophyta, Magnoliopsida, Asparagales, Orchidaceae. The record is from RefSeq and is a predicted model, not a curated record. Bases 1 to 501 code for a protein of 166 amino acids. The transcript has a single exon.
AUGAACCUAAACCUGAUCAAUAUUGGACAGGGUAAUAUAAAAGUCCGUCUUAAGGAUUGGCAGGAGAUAAACCUCAUGCCACUUCCCUUCAUUUUUGCUUGGUUCCUUUGGAUGGCUAGAAACAAGGUGAAACAUGAGGAUAGUGGGACAAGUACUGCUACUGUGAUGACUAACAGUCUGACAUACUUAAAUAAGCUGAUAAGUUGGAAGAAAUUUCCUAAGAUAUUGAAGACCUUACCUAAUAUUGAUGUACAACAUAUGAAGGUCAUCAAGGUAAGAUGGGAGAAGCCUCCUCACCCCUACAUUAAAAUCAACACAGAUGGAAGCUACACUAACAAGAAACCUGGAAUUGGGGGGAUCUUCAGAGACCACACAGGACAUACUUUGCUUUACUUCAAGGCCCCAUAUAUUGUUGAAGAUGCACUGGAUUCUGAAGUUGAUGCACUUUACUGGGCUCUAAAAUUUUCCAAGGGAAACAAGUGGAAGUGGAUCAUAGCUUAA